UUUGAAACGCGCUUUUCGUAUACUGCGUUACAAUGCAGUAGAUGUUCGCCUCACAAAUGAGAUUAUCAAAAAGUUAUUGGGUGUAUUAAUCAGUCCCUUAUUUUGUCGUUGGAAUGGAGAAAGAAAGAAUAAAAAGUGUGAUCGAAUUCUUCUCUACUCCAUUGGAUGAAGAGGAGCUAAUCGAUGGAGAAAGUAAACCCGAUGAAUUGUACACUCUCUGUGAUGAUCCUAUGCAAGUACCCAUCAAACUCAUCGAUGAACAACUAAGGUUCGUUGAUCUUGCAACAGUUCAAGACCUUUUUGUUGACAAUUCAGGAUUUCUCGUUGUUGGCGCGAUUGGUUUACAGGGUUCAGGUAAAUCGUCUGUAUUAAAUAUUUUGGCGAAUUGCAUUUCUGACGGUUGUGGAGUUUUUGAUGCUCCUUUCAAUAUUCAAACUCUCAAGGAUGUAGUAACUAACAGCCCGUGUACUGCUGGUAUUAACUUAUAUAUCACACAAGAUCGUGUAAUUCUUCUGGAUGCCCAACCUCUUCUUUCAUUUGCACUCACCAACUACCACACUCACUUGGUUGCUACUGGUAAUAUAACGUCUUCGUCUUCGAGUACUCAUCCAGGGCUUUCAUCUCUUACAGGUCCUGGUAAUUGGAACAUGAAUAUUUGGGCUGAAAUGGCUUCUAUGCAGAUUGUCGCCUUUCUAAUAAAUGUAUGUCAUGUUGUACUUGUUGUCAGUGAUAAUUUAACUACUGCUUCAACUCAGUUACACCGGUUUAUCGAUAGAGCAAUAGGUCUUAAACCAACUGUUUUUACACCGAAUGCCAUGCCAAUCCAUGCAUUACGUGGUCGUCAACAUUCUGAUAUACAUAAAAAGUCAUCAGAUAGUACUAAGAAUUGUACAGAUAUAAAAAAUUUGACAACUAGUGUACAAGGUUUACAAAUUUCUGAUGUAAAUAAAGUUAAUCCAUCUAUUAUCAACAAAAAUAAUAAACGUUUAGAAGUUGAAGAUGUUGAUAUUUCAUCUUUGUCUGAACAACAACAAUUUGUUGGGAAUUAUUCUACAUCAAAUAACAUUCUUGGACAAUAUCUUCAUUCUACUGAAGCUGAGUCUAAAGAUGUUUCAAAUGCAAUCAAUCGACUGAUAAAUUUAACUGAUUAUUCAGCCUCAUUAAUUCAUGUAUAUAAUCAGGCCCCAGCAGCUGCAUUUCUUGACCCGGUUGUGUGUGAAAAAUUAAAUAGGUAUAAGAAUAAAAUACUACCACUUAUGUACCCAGAGUACAGAAGAUUAGUAUCACUUGUUACUGUUGGUCCAAGAAUUUUAUCCGCUCACCUUCAGUCACGAAAUCGUGAUCAACCUACAACUGCACGUCAAAACUCUGAACAAAAUGAUACUCCUAUUGAAAUAAAUCGAAACACUACUGACGUAAAACUAACUAAAAACAGUUCAGAAAAUCGUUUAAUCCCUGACAAUUUUGUCGCGCAAGAUUAUUCAGGUUUUCUUGAUACUCAGGAAAAUUCUGUCUUACCUACUCCAUCAGGACUUUCCGAACCGUCCUCAGUUUCAUCAGACAAAGGGUUUGCAUCAUCACAAAAACCUUCGAAUAUCAGCGCAGAAACGUUGACUUCAGUGCAAGUUGAUAAUGAAUCAAAAUCUAAUCCAAACCACUGUUUAACUUCAUUAAAUACAAUUCAAGAAAAAUCAAAACCUUUUCCUGGUGAAAAACCUGAUGGGUACAUUCCCUUGGAUAACAGUAACAAUGAUAGUAAUAAUUAUGUUAAAAAAUUUGGCUUAUCGGAAUCAGAGAUUGUAUCGCAAUGUUGCAGUGUUUUACACAAUGUAGAAGAUGAACUCAAUUCUAUUUUAAAACACACUAACUUAUCCGCUGGUGUAGACCAUCACAAGAAGAUUGUAGAGAAACGAUCAGGAAUAUUAACGGCCGAAGGUCAGCUCCUUGAUAAUGAUUUACUGCAUAUACCUGGUAUUAAUGGUGAGAAGUUGAAUGCCAGUCUUGUUCAAAUGUAUCAUGAUGUACAGACUACUAGAUGUAACUUUUUCGAUGUUCAAAAGCGAUUAGAUCAACCAAGAUUAUUCUUGAUACCAGAAGUUGACGAUGAAGGUUCCUCAUACACUCUUAGAUUGGAAUCCCUUAUGGUAGAGAAAAGGGGAGAAGUCAGAAUAGAAACUUUACUUCUAGAUCAAUUUAUGUAUAGAGAACAAAUUUAUUUGUAGGUUUACUGGUAGCGUUGAUCGAUUAGGAACUUCCGGUAAAACAUUAAAAUUGCUAGCGAAACGGGUAAUUAUGCAAUCGAAUUUUAACAUAUCCUUAGUUUUUCCGCAAAGUUUCUAUUCAAUGUUGAUUGGGCGAAAUAAUUUUAGCCCUUUUCCGGCUUCUGGGGACAUUCUCAGUGAAUUUUGGGCGACUCUCAGCAGUUUAUGGAAAAUUUUAAUGGUAAACGAAGUUUAUUUGAUUUGUGUAAGUAGAAGCCUUUUACAAUCCUAAUUUUGUCUACAUGUACUUCAAUCUGUUUCGGAUAAUGCUAGAAGUUUUUAAAAGAAAUAGAAUUAAUAGUAUGUCAUCCAUUAUCGAUGUAUUGGUUUAGUUUAAAAUAUCCAGUAUUAACGAAAUCAACCUAGGUUUUAUGUUGUUUAAAUUUGGCCAAAUAAGCUAUUUUAACUAUCUUACAAUUUGAGCGUGUGCAAAUUGGACUUUAGAAAUUUUUUAAUUUCUCUAUUUGCACACAUUCUUAGGACAUUCACCAUUAGGGUGUCCAACAUACUUAGCAUCAGCCCGUAUCUUACAAGAAGCUGUUUUCUCUACACCUCGACAACAUAUGAUGCCUAAUUUUACAGAGAAGAAAUGGAUAACAUAUGUUCAUAAAAUGUGGGAUGCUGUAAUACAUUCCCCUUUGCUCCUCGAUUAUCAUUCUGUUCGGAUGAAUCAGAUUUAAAUGUUGUUACUUUUAAAAGACUGUCUAAUACUAUAUUUUAUUACAGUAAUUUAUCUUUACAUGAAAUAUAAUUACACUUUUUCUUGCUGU
This is a messenger RNA of Schistosoma spindalis, 3031 nucleotides long. The record is from the annotation of a GenBank genome assembly. NCBI's taxonomy places the organism in Eukaryota, Metazoa, Platyhelminthes, Trematoda, Strigeidida, Schistosomatidae.